This is a messenger RNA of Aspergillus mulundensis, 2172 nucleotides long. Its product is annotated as putative AP-2 adaptor complex subunit beta. The transcript is spliced from 5 exons. The record is from RefSeq and is a predicted model, not a curated record. The coding region runs from base 1 to 2172 and encodes 723 amino acids. Gene Ontology annotation, biological process: intracellular protein transport; vesicle-mediated transport. NCBI's taxonomy places the organism in Eukaryota, Fungi, Ascomycota, Eurotiomycetes, Eurotiales, Aspergillaceae. Gene Ontology annotation, cellular component: membrane coat. Gene Ontology annotation, molecular function: clathrin binding.
AUGUUUAUCGCGCCUCAUAUAUACACUAGCUCACCACCAUGGGUUCGCACUCCACAGGGCAAAGUCGCCGAGCUCCGGCAGGAACUGAACAGCGGCGGCAAGAAAGACAAGAAUUACUCGGCCAAGAAGAUCGCGUUGAAGAAGAUCGUCGCCAACAUGACCAUGAGUAACAACGACAUGAUUGCUUUGUUUCCGGACAUCAUCGACUGUAUGAAUUUGCCGAGUUUGGAGAUCAAGAAGAUGUGCUUUCUGUUCCUUGUCAACUACUCGAGGAUGAAGCCUGAGAUUGCACUAAAGGCACUUCCGAUAUUGGUCAAUGAUAUGGAAGCGACGAAUCCUCUAGUCCGCGCAUUGGCGCUUCGAACAAUUGCGUACAUUCACGUCCGAGAGUAUGUCGAGGCCACCGUCCAGCCGCUGAAGAGUUUGAUGGGGGAUCUGGACCCGUACGUCCGCAAGACCGCCGCUUUCUGCGUCGCCAAACUUUACGAGCACGAUAGGAAGAUGGUGGAGGCAUCCGAUUUAAUCGACCGACUGAAUGCGAUGCUGAAGGAUGAAAACCCGACGGUCGUAUCUAGCGUCCUGGCUUCAUUGGUGGACAUCUGGGGUCGGAGUGAAACGAUAUCCUUGACGAUCGAUUAUUCGAGUGCGUCGAAACUGGUUUCCAUCCUACCAGACUGCUCAGAAUGGGGCCAAUCCUACAUUCUAGAAGCGCUUAUGUCCUAUGUUCCACAAGAUUCCGCUGAAGCCCUCCUAUUAGCGGAACGUAUAGCUCCUCGACUCUCCCACCAGAACUCCGCCGUCGUCCUCACCUCUAUCCGUGUCAUCCUCUACCUCAUGAACUACAUUGGCGAAGAGCGGCAUCUCACAUCACUUUCCAAGAAGCUAUCACCACCUCUCGUGACACUUCUGUCAAAACCGCCAGAGGUGCAAUAUCUUGUCCUCCGUAACGCAAUUCUUAUCCUACAGAAGCGGCCGGAAGUUCUGCGAAAUGAUAUUCGCGUCUUUUUCUGCAACUACAAUGACCCCAUCUACGUCAAGGUCACGAAGCUCGAGUUGAUCUUCAUGUUGACCACCAAGGAAAACAUCUCGGUUGUGCUGGCAGAACUGAGAGAAUACGCAACCGAGAUCGAUGUCCACUUUGUCCGCAAGGCCGUCCGGGCAAUUGGGAAACUCGCCAUCAAGAUCGAGUCGGCGGCUAAGCAGUGUAUUGAUUGCCUUUUGGACUUGGUAAACGCCAAAAUUCCAUAUAUCGUGCAGGAGGCAACCGUCGUGAUCCGGAAUAUCUUCCGCAAAUACCCCAACCAGUACGAAAGCAUUAUUGGCCAGGUUAUCCAGAACAUCGACGACCUGGACGAGCCAGAAGCCAAGGCCGCCGUCAUCUGGAUCAUCGGCCAGUAUGCUGACCGCAUCGAGAACUCGGCCGACCUCCUGCAAGACUAUCUUGCCACCUUCCACGACGAGACGAUUGAAGUGCAGCUCGCACUCUUGACAGCAACCGUGAAGCUGUUUAUCCAGCGCCCAACAAAGGGCCAGCAGCUCGUCCCGCAAGUGCUCAAGUGGUGCACCGAGGAAACAGACGACCCGGAUCUCCGCGACCGAGGAUACAUGUACUGGCGUCUUCUGUCGUCAGACCCAACGACGGCCCGCCAAGUCGUCAUGGGCCAGAAACCACCUAUCUCCGCCGAGAGCGAAAAGCUCGACGACCGCACCCUUGAAGAACUUUGCCUUAAUGUCGGCACUCUCGCAACAGUCUACCUCAAGCCAGUCCAGCAGGUAUUUAGGUCCGCACGCACCCGCCGUCUCCAGUACAGUCCGGCACUCCAGAAACCCGUCGAAGACUACAGCUCGAGCAACUGGCAGUUUCAAACUCCGCCUGCAGGUCCGAACCCCGUUACAUCGCCCACUGCCGCAUCGGCAGCGGCAGUCAAUGGAUCCGCUACGACUGCAGCAGGAAACACGAGCGCCGCGGUCAACGCCGCAGAUAACUACUUCAACAGCGUCGCUGUAGGAACGCAGCAAAUGGCCGCGUUGGAUUUGGGCGGGCGCGAAGACGGCGGGUUUGGAGGCGGUGGUGCGCUUCAAACGCAGUAUGUUGUCAAUCAGAGCCAGCAGCAGGCAUAUCAACCGCAUCUGGCGGGUGGAGCGGCCACGGGGGAGCUUCUGUUGCUGUGA